This is a messenger RNA of Cucurbita pepo subsp. pepo (vegetable marrow), 3268 nucleotides long. Its product is annotated as calmodulin-binding transcription activator 4-like. The record is from RefSeq and is a predicted model, not a curated record. NCBI's taxonomy places the organism in Eukaryota, Viridiplantae, Streptophyta, Magnoliopsida, Cucurbitales, Cucurbitaceae. Gene Ontology annotation, cellular component: nucleus. Gene Ontology annotation, biological process: regulation of transcription by RNA polymerase II. Gene Ontology annotation, molecular function: transcription coregulator activity; protein binding; double-stranded DNA binding.
CNCCCCCCCCUCUGCAGUCUCACAACUCGGAACAGUCGUGCUCCUGCUGCAAAAGGGCAAGUUGAAGCUCUUCUCUGCAAUUCGGUAGGAAUCUGAAAUGUUUUCUCUCAUUUCUUCUCGUUGAAAGAGCUGAUGCGAUCUGUACAUGAUGAACGACGGAUAUGAUGUUAGUGACCUUUAUCGAGAAGCACAAACACGUUGGCUGAAGCCUCCUGAGGUGCUCUUUAUCUUACAGAAUCAUGAGAAAUAUCAGCUGACUGAGGAGGCCCCUAAACAGCCAACUAGUGGUUCCUUGUUUCUUUUUAACAAGAGAGUACUCCGUUUCUUCCGUAGAGAUGGUCAUAACUGGAGGAAAAAAAGGGACGGAAGAACUGUUGGAGAAGCACACGAACGACUUAAGGUUGGAAAUGCUGAAGCGUUAAAUUGCUAUUAUGCACAUGGAGAGCACAAUCCCAAUUUCCAGAGACGUAGCUAUUGGAUGCUGGAUCAGUCGUGUGACCACAUUGUUCUUGUACACUACAGAGAUAUUAGUGAGGGAAGGCCUGGGGUGGAAAGUGUUCCACAAUUAUCUCCAGCAUCGGCUUCUAGUUCUGGUUCCUAUCCGUCCCAAAAUCAUGCUUCGGAAUAUCUACAUUCAUUGAGCCCAGGGUCUGUUGAAGUUAGUUCUGAAACUGGCAACCGUACUAUUGGGUCAAAUGGCGUGGAUAGGCAGUAUGAAAUAUCAGAACUAAAGAGUUCAAACGAUCGUGAGGUUUCUCAAGCUUUGAGAAGGAUAGAGGAGCAAUUAAGUUUGAAUGAAGACAGCUUGAAAGACAUUGGUCCGUAUUAUGGUCACGAGGAAGGUUCAAAUUUUAACCUUAUAGACUACUAUGAGAUGUCCAUUGAGGAUCAGUUUUCAGUACUUCAGCAUCCAGAGAAUGCUGUCCAUGAUAAUAGUUAUACGUCAUUUGAGAUGCAAGAUGCUAGUGGUAAACAUAACCGUUAUGAUAUGGCACAUGAGUUUAUAUUUGGUGGUGAAGGAACUCGACCAUGGGGUGAUGCACUUGAUUCAAGUAAGACAACCGUUCUUGAGUCUCAAGAUAGGCAUUCUCUCCUAUGGAAUGAAAAUGAAAAUCCAUCAUCAUCUUCAACCGUAGACCAUGAGCAUCGCAACUGGCUGGACAGCGGAGGAAAAACUUUUCCUAUGCUAGGAAGCUGCACAUCUCCAGAAUAUGCUUCACCACUAGACACUCAUGAUGAUAAUUCCAACUACCACAUAUCAUUCCUUAAACAAGACCAUGGAAAUUCUUUUGAAGUUGAUACCAGUUUAAUUGUUGCACAAGUGCAGAAAUUUACAAUCCGCCAAAUAGUACCUGAACAGGGUUAUGCCACUGAGAGUACCAAGGUCAUCAUUAUUGGAUCUUUUCUUUGUGAUCCUUCAAAAGCACCAUGGGCUUGUAUGUUUGGAGAUAUCGAAGUUCCUCUUCAGGUUGUUCAGAAUGGGGUGCUUUGUUUUGAAGCGCCUCCACACCUUCCUGGGAAGGUUGCUUUCUUCAUUACAUCUGGCAAUCGGGAACCCUGCAGUGAAGUCAGAGAGUUCGAAUAUAAAAUGAAUGUUUGCAGCCAUUGCCAAUCACAUUCAAGUGGAGCUACGAAGAGCCCAGAGGAGCUGUUAUUACUUGUCAGGCUUGUGCAAUUGCUGCUCUCUGACUCAUUAAUGCAGAAAUUUGACGAGGUAGAUUCUGAAGUUAGAAGCAAUAAUUUGAAAGCUGGCGACGAUCAAUGGAGUUCUUUGAUAGAGGCUCUUCUAGUUGGUAGUGAAACUCCUUCUGGUACCAUGGAUUGGCUACUUCAAGAAUUACUAAAAGACAAGUUGUAUCUCUGGCUUUCUUCGCAGAAGAAAGAUAGACACGAUCUGGCAGGCUGUUCCUUGUCUAAGAAAGAACAAGGUGUUAUACACAUGAUUUCCGGUUUGGGCUAUGUGUGGGCACUAAACCCGAUUCUCAGCUGUGGAGUAAAUAUAAAUUUCCGUGACAUUAAUGGAUGGACUGCUCUACAUUGGGCAGCACGAUUUGGAAGGGAAAAAACGGUCGCUGCAUUAAUAGCCUCAGGAGCAUCAGCUGGCGCUGUGACUGAUCCUAGUUCACAAGACCGAGAUGGUAAAACUGCAGCGUCUAUUGCAGACAUCCAUGGACACAAGGGACUUGCUGGUUAUUUAUCGGAGGUUGCCCUUACUAGUCAUCUUUCAUCCCUCACAUUUGAAGAAGGUGAACUUUCCAAUGGCUCUGCGGAGAUAGAAGCAGAAAUAACUGUAAAUUGCAUUUCAAAGGGGAACCUCUCUUCAGCUGAGGACUGUAUCCCUAUGAAAAAUACGUUAGCUGCAGUCAGGAAUGCUGCUCAGGCAGCGGCCCGUAUUCAAUCUGCUUUCCGUGCUCAUUCUUUCAGAAAGCGACAGCAGAAGGAGGCAACUUUUGCAGCUUGUAUAGAUGAGUAUGGAAUUGAUCCAAAUGACAUACAGGGGCUCUUAGCUAUGUCAAAAUUGAACUUUUCUAAUCGGCGUGAUUACAAUGCUGCUGCAUUAUCUAUACAAAAAAAAUAUAGAGGUUGGAAAGGUCGUAGAGAGUUUUUAUCAAUGCGUCAGAAAGUCGUGAAGAUACAGGCACAUGUGAGGGGGUAUCAAGCUAGGAAGCAUCACAAGAUAAUUUGUUGGGCUGUUGGGAUUCUGGAUAAAGCUGUAUUACGCUGGAGAAGGAAAGGAGUUGGGUUGAGAGGGUUUCGUAGCGAGAUAGGGUCCAUUGAUGAAAGUGAAGAUGGCGAUAUUAUAAAGGUGUUCCGCAAACAAAAAGUGGAAGGAACUAUUGAUGAGGCUGUUUCACGAGUGCUAUCCAUGGUUGACUCUCCAGAUGCUCGUCAGCAAUAUCAUCGUAUGCUUGAAGGAUUUCGAGAAGCCAAGGCAAAACUAGAUGGCACCGGUAAUGAAUCCGCAGAAUCGACUCGUCUCAGCGAUGUUUCUGAAAUGGAAGAUUGUAAUCAAUAUCCUAAGUUUGUAUAGGAGCUACUUGGUGAUCCUAAUAACCUAACAUUCACUGAUUUUAUCUCUAUGCUAAGUUACCCUUUUAGUGCCCCAUCGCGUGUACACUAGCCCUACUCAUUAUAGUUGGUAACCAGAUGUUUACUCCUUUGUUUCUGUAAAUGAUUUGUAUUAUUGCUGUAAAUGGCUUCGGUGGGAUUAGAUAUUGAGAUUGAUGCAAUAAUCAAGUUUACUUCCUGGCACCCAGCCUUCACAGUG